AUGGAUGAAACGGGCGGAAUCGGCAAAGAUGGCCAGAUCCCAUGGCAUUCGCGAAAGGACUUCCAAUUUUUUGUCGAGAACACAACGAGGACGUCAAACCCAGAGGAAUGCGGUGAUAAUGGGCCGCAAAUGCUGGGAAUCUAUACCGUCACGCUUUCGCCCACUAAAGUCCUCAGCCGAACUAUGGAACCAGUUGAUGAUGGUGAACUGAUAGUCUCCGGAGAUCUCGAAGAGGUCCUGAGCAAGCUAACCGAGAUGCAGGAAAGAAAUGAGAUCGAGACUAUUUGGAACAUCGGUGGACGCGAUUUAUAUGGAUGGGCAUUGGAAAAUGGAAUUGCUGAGCGACUCGUGGUUACCCAUAUUUCUGGAUGCUUUAACGCGAACAUCAAAAUGCCGCCGAUCGCCUGGGACGACUACGAAGAAGAUUGCAGCCUGGGCGAGCCAGGUCCGCCUAUCGUACUCAUCGAUGGACUGCCUUGCGCAAGCCUCGGAAAGGCGUGCCCGGCCACCCCUCAAAAGCUUGACAACGGUUCGAUCAGGUCCAACACCAAUGGUUCCCUGAAUAACCUUCACCGACAAGAAAAACAGCAGCCUCAUCUGACCAAUGGGCACAGCGUAGGCUUCGGAUCUACAAACGAACCCUGCACGAGCAAUAACCAGAAUGUCCAAAAUGGUGAUGCCGUCCGAUCUUCGGAACGGAGAAGCGAGCGGGUGUUUGUAAAUGGAAAUUUGACAACUCCAACGAAUCAUGACCGGCAAAAUGGUAAUACAAAGCCGUUCAAUGCUUCUUAUGAUCCUGGCACUCACAAAGUGAUCGAUCGGUCAUUGUACAGCGAUCAGCCAUUGGACGGGUCAAGUGCCGAUGCAAAUCAUAAAACAAAACACAUGAACGGUGUCGUCAAUACGUCUCCUUCCGAAGAGGCGAUUACUUAUCCGCUGCACGGCAUGAAGAAGCCGAGGGCAACCGCCAUUGUAUACACAAAUAGAUUAGGCACCCAUGUUCCAACUGCAACGUGGGCGGAAAUCGAGAGCGCAAAGGAGAAGAAAGUCGAGGAGCCGGCCACCAUCCAACCCGUCAAAUCAGUUAAAGCUCAGCCGUCUGUGGUAAUCGCCGGCCCAGAAACAAUACCAAAGCCGGUGACGUCAAGGCCGAAGUUCAGGCCGAAUGCACACCACCGCGCCAACCUCAACCACCAGAAGCCGGCUGCCCCACAACCAGCCGGUCUGCAACAGAAUACGGGGCCAGCAUCGCCAAUGAAUGAAUCUGCAAAGCCUACAUUGCCAAUGAAUGAAUCUGCAAAGCCAGCAUUGCGUGAACCUUCGACAUCCCUCCCAACGCCGGUUGUCCCCGAACAACAACGUCCAGCGUCCCGAAUUGAUCUCCGACUUUUCCUCGAUGAUCUACCGACGACCGCAAAAAGCCGCCCGACGUCACCAAAACUUCCCUCGUUUGCCAUGUGCAAGGGCGAAACGUUGGCGGCGGCUAGCAAGGAGUUCAAGCAAGAAUGUCCCGACAUGUCUGCUAUCAUACUGGGCUCACGUUUUCUGAAGGCCGACAAAAUGUGCCAACUCUUACACCACCUUACGCCGACCGAGCUCCAACUUAUUGCCACGAUCACCCAGGAUCGGCUGAAAGUUCACGGGCCAAUGAUCGAAUCUGUGGCCAAGCUGGCGAACCAGUAUGAAUCGAUACAAAUGCUGCUCAAAUCAAAGGAGAAUUUUCUUGAGCAAUGCCGUCAACUGUUCGACGUCAUCUCGCUAAUUCAGGGUGACAAGCGACGGGAAGCCACUGCCGCUUACCAGGUGAUCCAAAAGCUGUGGUCCGAAUAUCAAGAGCAGAGGAAGUCGAAUCACAAACCCGCCGAGCGGAAGUUGAUGACUGAGGAAUUCGGCCGAGUCGUCUCUGCUGCCCUCUACCAUCCAGCAACUUCUGUCACACUCAUCCACCAACUACGUACUUGGCGCGAUCAGCUCUUUUGGGAUCAAAAUGAGCCCACAGAAGGGUGGAAACAACCAGGCGCUGAAGACACGGAAGGUCGUGUCUGUGUCGAUUCGCUGAGGCUUGCGCCCGAUCGCGAAGAGGUGCUGAACGGGUCGUUGAGGGUUGAUGUCCUCUGGAAUGACCACUCGAGCUCAUCGGCCUGCGUUUCUACUAUGGAAAUCGACCAGCUGCAGCACAAACUCGUCGACUCUUUUGGGAUGUGCUUUGACGCGAAUGGCACACGUCGUCUGCCGAUUUUGAAGAAGAACAGUCCUCCAGAGGAUUACGUCAAGUACAUCAGAAGCUUUGUCGAUUGGCCAUCGGAGAUACGAAACCAUCUAGCCGUUGCCGAAUUGUUUGCCAGCUCUCGGGAAAACCUGCGACAAGGCCGUGCCACUCCUGUAUCAAGCGCUGAGAGCAUUGUCUCGCAGGGCUUCCUGGAGGAACGGCCCUUAUCGGCGGGAAGUUCGGGUUCUGCCCAGAACGUCGACGCAUCGUCGGUGGCUUCCCGGAAACGACCUACGUGCCACAAAUGCGCUGGACCCCAUCAACCCUCGGAAUGUCGCAACAAACUGACCAAGGCUGAUUAUGAUCCGUAUGGGUGUCCUGUGUAUCCAAACAUUCCAAGUACAAGCAGGUCCAACGGCAACGGGACACCACCACAUAUGUUGGUACCCGCGAACAUGCAGCCACCUCCGCUCCAUCUUCACGCACAGUUUUUGAAUCCAACUAAUGGCCUGGUUUAUGCUACGCAGGAUGGUCCAAAAUGGCACCAUGGCGCGAAUGAUAUGCCGACAAAUCAGCCGGUGAUGCGUCCCGGAUACUUUGCCGUCGCUCCGCCCGCUGCUCCGUUGCACCUCAUCACAACCGUGCCGACCAACCAGUUCCAGCCUCCAACCAUGUUCCAAACUCAAUACAACGUGCACCCUCCACCAUACAACGGCUACGAACAUUUCGAUCGUCAUAGAGAGGAGCGUCACUGGCAGAAGGGCGACCCCGCUCAGCGACGCCACGGCAGCAACAACACCCGCUCAAGCAACAGCCCUCUCGACGAAGAAGUGGCCCGAUCAUCUAGCUCC
This is a messenger RNA of Mesorhabditis spiculigera, 3060 nucleotides long. Lineage: Eukaryota; Metazoa; Nematoda; Chromadorea; Rhabditida; Rhabditidae. The record is from the annotation of a GenBank genome assembly.